CUUCACUGAAAAAAAGGUUGAGAACCACUGAUAUAGGAUAUAAAUAAAUUAUGUCAUACAUAGCAUAUGGUAAUAGGAAUAGAAUAUAAACAUAAUAGAAAAAUAGAAUAUUAACUGUGAUCCUCUUAUGCAAAUAUAAUGUAAAAACAAUGACACCAAACCAAAUAAAGCCCACUUCAGCAGAGUUGUGCAAGUGAAGUGUUCCCCCCCUGCGGAGGAGGUGAUGAGGGUGGGGAUGUUAGGGGGUGAUUGGUAUCUAUUUCUCUGCAUCUUCUGUUAGACUUUUCUGUUAGACUACUUUACUUCCUGCACAUGCCCACACCCAUUUCCUCCACCGGCUUCAACUGAGUCAGACAUAGACACACUGCAGUGCCAUUUGAUUCAAUUAACCGCCAGGGAUCUCCUUUUCUUUGGUUUCUUCUUCUCCGAACACGAUAGCCUCAUGCCCAAAAAUACCUGAAGCUGUCCCAGAUGGAGGAUACAUCAUGGUGCCUUAGGCUUUUACCAGUUAUCUUCUUCUUCGUCUCCUUUGUCGCCUACUACUGUUCCUAUGCCAUAAUUCAGAGCUACACAGGCACCAGCAAGUAUGUCUUCAGCAGCAAGUCUCCGUGUGGUGGCUGGUUGACGCAGAAGAAGUGGGAGAGCCUGAACUUAAGCAUUAGCAGACAAACACAGCUCUUUCUCAAACUGGAGGAUUUCUUCUGGCGGGAACACGUGUCCAAUUUGGCGCUACCUUACGGCAUAAAAGGCAGUGAGAUGCAACUACUGAAGGUUCUUGCAGUAACUAAUUAUCAGGUCCCAGCCAUCAUAGACAACCUCGAAUGCAGAACCUGUGUUGUCAUCGGCAACGGCUUCGCCAUUAAAAACACUUCCUCAGGAGGCAUCAUUAACAAAUAUGAUGUGGUCAUUCGGUUGAACGACUCUCCCAUAAGGGGCUACGAGGAAGAUGUGGGGAACAAGACCACCAUGAGGUUCUUCUACCCAGAGUCCGCCUCCUACAACCCAGGCUUGAACAACGAGGCCGGCACCCUCAUGGUCUUGGUGCCGUUCAAGCAACAGGAUCUACGGUGGCUCAAGGAGAUCCUCUACAAUGAGAAGAGGGUCAGGAAAGGCUUCUGGAAGCCUCCUCCCCAAAUCUGGCUCGGUGACGUGGGUCAAAUCCGAGUGCUCGACCCGCACUUUUUGCACCAGACGGCGGAGAAGCUGCUACGGAUCCCCCUGAACCCCAAGAAAAACCAGAACUCGGCACAUCCCACCACGGGCAUCCUCGCCGUCUUCGUCGCUCUCAACUACUGCGACGUGGUCCACAUAGCAGGUUUUGGCUACCCCAUCUCCAAAAGCAUCAAUCACCCCAUUCAUUACUACGGCUAUGACACCAUGAAGUCCAUGAAGCACUCUCACCAUGACCUCAAUAAUGAAGCGGAAGCCUUAAAAAGACUGGAGGACUCUGGUGCCAUCUUGUACUUGCACCCGCAUUCAUGAUCCAGGUUUUCCACACUUCAAAUUGAGGUCAUGUGAUCUUCCAAGCAAAAAGGAACUUAAAAAAAAAAAAAACUUUCAAAGCAAUGUGCUGCACUAUUUUAUUUUUUUUUUACACACGAUUGAACACUUUUUGCAUCAAUCCAUAGACUUUUGGUCAUUCCGACAGCAAUUUAGCGAUGAUUCCACAUGAUCUCCUAUUCAUGUUUAUAUUUGUUCAUAUCAGAAUUUAAUCACUUUCUAACUACUAAAAUCACGCAACACAAAACAUGUUUCUUGGACUGGAAAUAUUGACUUGUAAAUUACUUUUCUAAUUUUUAAUUUAUUGAUUUUUUUUUUUUUUUUUUUUUUUCAAAAGCGAUAUCAGUGAUACUGGUACCACUGGAUAUUUUUAUUGCACAGAAUGAAGUACUUUUUUUCUUUUCUUUUUUUUUUAUUAAAAAAAAAGUUUUUUGUACAUAAAGUGAAACUGGUGGCAUUUGUCGGUCAUACCAUGGUAGGCCGCUAGAUGGCACUCAAUCUAAGUGCAAUUUGAAGUUGGGCAAUUUAUUGUAAUAUGAAAAACAAUGUUGCACAUAAUGGAGUAACUUUUAAUUAAAUAUAUAGAUUAAACAGUAAUAUAAAAAAAACUACUAUUGAUGCAGUCAUUCAUUGCAUUAACAAUGAAUGAUCUAAAUUUUUUUGCAGGUUUACCUAAUUUAAUAUACAAUUAUUAAAUUGAUGGUACUAAUAUAAUAUAUAAAAAUAUAUAUUUUUUCUAAUAAAAAAUAUAGUGAUAUUUUUAUUAAAUGGAAGGAUAUUUUACGUAAAAUACCUCUAUUUUGAAGUUGCAUGUAUACAGAUAAACACCAGUGGUUAUUAAUAUUAUUUCUGCUUUAUUGUCUAUGCAUAACGUAACACAGUAAUUAGUGAUGGUGUAGUUCUCAAUGUUGCCACUGGAUGUCACUAUAUCCCCCACGCGCUGAGGAGGCGUUUGUUUUUUUAAUGGACAAUAAAACUUGACAAAAUACCAGAGGUGGGACCAAGUCAUUGUUUUGCAAAUCACAAGUCUCAAGUCUUUGCACUCAAGUCCGAGUCAAGUCUCGAGUCGAGUGCAAGUCAAAACUGAAAAGUCUCAAGUCAAGUCCCAAGUCCUGCAUUUUGAGUUUCGAGUCAUUUCAAGUCCUUUUAACCACAGACUAAUAUAUUUACACAGAUUGUGUAUGCUUUUAAAACGCUGUAUGUAUUUAUUAUAAAAGAAAAUAGUGCUGACAUUGCACUUCAUAAUAGCACUAUUAACCAGUUAUUUUAAACAUGUAACUCCUUCCUUUACAGAAUAAACACAUUUGAAAAAACAA
Messenger RNA from Nerophis ophidion (straightnose pipefish), 2816 nucleotides. It is a transcript of the gene st3gal4, whose product is annotated as ST3 beta-galactoside alpha-2,3-sialyltransferase 4. Gene Ontology annotation, molecular function: sialyltransferase activity. Gene Ontology annotation, biological process: glycolipid biosynthetic process. Lineage: Eukaryota; Metazoa; Chordata; Actinopteri; Syngnathiformes; Syngnathidae. The coding region runs from base 472 to 1482 and encodes 336 amino acids. The transcript has 10 exons. The record is from RefSeq and is a predicted model, not a curated record.